This is a messenger RNA of Bactrocera neohumeralis, 1803 nucleotides long. RefSeq lists its product as uncharacterized. The transcript has 3 exons. NCBI's taxonomy places the organism in Eukaryota, Metazoa, Arthropoda, Insecta, Diptera, Tephritidae. Bases 236 to 1693 code for a protein of 485 amino acids. The record is from RefSeq and is a predicted model, not a curated record.
UCGUCAGACUGCGAGAGACAAUUCAUUGAAACGGCACUUGUGUAACGUGGUCAUUGUCCGGGACGUCGACGAUUUUUUGUAACGUUUCGACGGGGAGUUUUUAGUCAGAUUUACUAACUGUAAUUUAGUGCGGCUAUGCGUUGAACUUCAGCUACGUUUUAUUUAAGUUUAAUUUUUUUUCUCGAUCUGCGACUGACACCCUGUAUCCGAACUUGUGGAGAAGUGAGCGUGUGGAAUGGCGAAUAAAAUUGCAAAUUUGUGGGAGAAUUUCGUCAACAAAUUCUUCCUGUUCGCACCGACCUUUGUGGUGUGUUUAACCUUCCUGCCAUGCGGCCUCAUAUUCGGCUACACGAUAUGCUCGCUGAUCGCAGAACGCAACGUCAACGCCGGGCUCAUCGAGUACGGUCCAAUGAUAUUUGGCGGUUGCACCGGCUUCGUCAUUGCGCUCAUCAUGUUUUUGGUGAAAUUCCUCAAGGGACGCAUCAUAUUUUGGCAUAUUCCGAUUCUGCUGUGCGCGGGCGUUAGCAAUUUGCUGGCGAGCUGUUUCUACUUUGCUAAUGACAUGGACACAGCUGGCGCUUUCAUCUCCUACUUCGCGUAUAGCUUGAACUACAUAGCUGGCUUGAGCUUCCUGCACACAACGCUACAUAAACGCAGCCGUUCCAUAAUGCUCGCGCUUGCAUUUUGCAUUUUUCUACUUGGCACCGCCGCGGCGGUUAGCCUUAUUGGCACCAGCUACACGAAGCCUGACGACACAGGCAAUACAAGCACCAAUGAAGUGCCGGAUGGACUCUAUGUGGGUUUCGCUGGUCUCUACUUAUCCAUUUCGAUUGUGAUUUUGGGCGUACUCAUCGGUUUGAAGGUUUUGGAUUUUUAUGGCGUUGUCGAUUGUCAGAAUAUUUUGGAUAAUGAAUUUCGCAUUGCCAACUCCAACGGCAGCAUAUUUGAUAAGCGUACGGAUAUCAUUAAGCGUGUCAAGUUUCUUUAUGUCACUAAAAAUCAACAAUGGAACGUCACGCUGGUUGUGCUCUUCACCGAAGCGAUACAGUAUGCGCUCUUUGUAUACUAUAUCUUCUGGUUUGUUAUGAAUCCAGGCAUACGGCUAACGCCAGUGGACAAUGUGGACGCUAUGUUGUGGGUGGUGUUCGCCGGUUCGGCUGUAUGUGUGCUGGCCAUGGUUUUCUUUAGUGUGAAAGUCACGUUUGUAGCAAAUGAGAUUUGUCUAAUAAUUUUAACAAUACUGAGCAUGAUCAUAUGCUCAUCGGUGGAUACGAAAUUACCACUUUGGUUCAUACUACUUUUCUUUGGUUUAUCAUUUUGUAAUUUGCAAAUUUCCAUUGUGGAAGUCUCGCAUUUUCGCUUUACCGAGUUGCUUUUCUUCGUGUCGUAUUCGGCGAAGUUGCUAAGUACCAGCAUGGUGUACUACUAUUUCGUCUCCAAUUCGAAAAAUUCAUUUUUCUACGCAGACGAUCCGAGCACGAUUAUGGCGCAGGGCUUUGUGUACCUCAUAAUCACAGCACUGGUUGCACUCGUGGUGGGCGUAAAGGUGCCGCGCACCUAUUGCAUGACACUGUUCGAAAUACAAUACGAUUUGCUGGGCGUAAUAUUCAAACAACACGAGAUUGAGCAGCUGGAUGUGACGUGUCUGCACGAUGGCUCGAUCCCGACGAUAAGUGCGCAUGCACAUUAUUGAGUCCAGGCAUAUACAACAAUGUAAAUAUGUAUACAUUUUUAAUAUAAACAAUUAUUUUAGAACGAGAUUUUAUGUAUUUAUACUUAAUUAUUGUGUUAGACUAAGUUUAC